Cucumis sativus (cucumber) is the source of this 2177-nucleotide messenger RNA. RefSeq names its product la-related protein 6B. Gene Ontology annotation, molecular function: mRNA binding. The record is from RefSeq and is a predicted model, not a curated record. Gene Ontology annotation, cellular component: nucleus. The transcript is spliced from 11 exons. Gene Ontology annotation, biological process: RNA processing. Bases 204 to 1754 code for a protein of 516 amino acids. Lineage: Eukaryota; Viridiplantae; Streptophyta; Magnoliopsida; Cucurbitales; Cucurbitaceae.
CUCGGAGACCUCAGUUGCCAUCUUCGCUGGGUUUAUUCUUUUAUUUCAUAUAUAUAUAUAGUAUUAGUUUUUAGAUUUAAUUUUUAUAUAUAUUUUAAUAUUUACUUUGUUCUUCUUCUUGUUGGUUGUCAGAGGCAGAGGACAGUCUCUGUUCCUCUCGUAGUCGAUCUCAAACUCCAUAGCCAUCCCUUUGCUUCGACCAGAUGGCACAACAUUCUUCCUCUUCCCAAUCCGAUCUAUCUCUUUCUCGCAACUCUUCUCUCAGUCGUCUCAACGCUCAGGCUCCUGAGUUCGUCCCCACUCGUCCCUCCACUCGUUCCGAUCUACAACCACUGCCUCCUCCACCCAAGCAAUCUCCACGUAUUCUCAUCCCUUCUCCUCCUCCUCCUCCUCCUCCGGCUAUGAUGCAUGGUUAUCCUCCCCCUCCUCCUGGAUCUCCCUUCCAUGUUCCCAUUCAGACCACCCCUGUCCCUGUCCCCACUCAUGUCGUUUCCAUUCAGAAUCAUCCCUAUCACCCUCAUCAUCGUCACCACCAUCAUUCUCAUCACGUUCCUGUGCUCUAUCACCCUCAUAAUCCUCAGUAUUAUGCGGACAAUGGCGGUUUUCAUGACCCCGACACGCCGGUUGUGCAGCCAGCUCAGAAGCCUCUGGUUGAGUCCGACUACGCUGCUCCAUCUAGGAGUAAACUCACCGAUGAAGUCUCCCAAAAGCUUUUGAAUCAGGCACACAUUGAGUUAGCUGCUAGUCGUGGUUACUUGAAAAAGGCUUCAGAACUUGCUGGGAAUUUUGUUCUGGUGGAGUAUUAUUUCAGUGAUUUAAACUUGGCGACUACUGAUCAUUUGAUGAGGUUCGUCAAUAAAGAUCCCGAUGGAUAUGUUCCUAUAUCGGUUGUUGCAUCAUUCAAGAAGAUUAAGGCUCUCAUUAAUAGUCACUUUCAGCUAGCCAAUAUUUUGAGGAACUCUUCUAAGCUUUUGGUAAGUGAAGACGGAAAGAAAGUCAAACGUAAGCAACCAUUUUCUGAGUCAGAUAUGGAGGAGCUGCAAUCUCGUAUAGUAAUUGCGGAGAACUUACCUGAGGAUCAUUGCCACCAAAACCUCAUGAAGAUAUUUUCUGCUGUUGGGAGUGUUAAGAAUAUUCGAACUUGUCAACCUCAAAUCUCAGAUAGUGGAGCUUCUUCAACAUCUAAAUCUGCCAAAGCUGAUGGAAUGCAUUACAGUAACAAGUUGCAUGCAUUUGUAGAAUAUGAAUCAGUGGAGCUGGCGGAGAAGGCUGUUGCAGAACUAAAUGAUGAAGGGAAUUGGAGAAAUGCACUUAGGCUUCGUUUGAUGCUUUCUUGCUCGUCAAAAUCUGCUCCAGUUCGUGGGAAGAAGGGACAUAAUGGGGAGAUGAACUACAAAGAUGUGGAUACCUCUGAACAACCGGCUAUUGAGAAGCAUGUAGAUGAUCUUUCUGAUCAAGUCGAUGUUCAUCCACCUGAACAACGAGAGGAGCACGGAAAUGAGAAGGAUGGUGGUGGGCAGAGAAGAGUUCGAAAUAGGGUACGCGGUAAAGGGCGUGGUCGAUCACAAUAUCAUCAUAAUCACAAUAAUAACCAUAGCCAUGGGAACCAUUUGGGAACUCCACCUCCAAGUAGUUCAACCACCAUCGAGCAGGCAGGUACAAUGAAACAGCAACCUCCAGGGCCGCGAAUGCCAGAUGGGACAAGAGGCUUUUCGAUGGGGCGGGGGAAGCCGGUGACUGUGAAUAUGACAUGAAGGGAAUGGAAAAUACAUGGAGAGGAGUGUGUGUGUGUGUCUGUAUGGGUAGAAGAAAGAGUAUGGUGCGGAUGGAAGCUGUCUAAUUGAUAGGGCGAAAAGCAAAGCAAAACAAUGGUGUGUUGAUAGCAGGGUUUUUAGUAGGGCUGUCAAAAACCAUUGAAUUAUUGCUUUGGUUGAAGAUGUAAGAGUUUUAGUUUUUAAUGUAUUUCGAAAAAGAAAAAGGAAAAGGUGUCGUCCCCAUCCCCCGCUUUCUCAUCUCCACCUUCCUUUAGGGAUUCAUUAAUUAAUGUGAAGAAGCAACGAUUAUUAUUUUCAAGCAAUAUGUAAAAAACCAAUGGGGAUGUUGGCAACACUUCGCUAAUACGCAGUUGGUGACUCAAUUUGCCUUGUAUAAUGCACAUCUGCUCAUUGUCUUUCUAA